AUGUUUGUCUGCUUCAGUCUUUUUCUGUCUAUUUCCUUCAUCUAUUCAUGCUUGUUUUUUAAUUGUUUCUGUCUGACUUUUGUUCGUUCAUACUUGUAUCUUUCUUUCAGUUUUUUCUCUCUCUUCCAGUUCACUUCUCUCUUCCUGUCCCUUUCCGUCCAUUCAUAUCUGUCGUUUAUUCUUCUGAUCGGUCUAAUUUUUUCGUUCAUAUUCGUCUCUUUCUUUCAGUUUUUUUCCUCUCUUUCAGUCUUUUUCUGUCUGUGUUUCAGUCUAUUCAUAUCUGCAUUUUUCUUCUUUGUCAUUUUUGCUUCAUAUUUGUCUCUUUCUUUCAGUCUAUUCUUGUCUGCUUGUCUAUUUAUGUUCAUGUCAAUCUACCACUAUUUUUAUUUCUUCCAUUUGGACUAUAUCUAUUCCCCUCUGUUCAUGUUUUUUUUUUUUACAUGCGAACUAUUGUCCUCCUUUUUUAACCACCCAGGCAGACAGGCAUCUCUUUUUACUACCCGCUACAGGAGGAGUAGAAUUUACCCUUUUACUACCCGCUACAGGAAACGAGGCAACCCCUUUACUACUCGCUACAGGAGGAGUAGGCAGCUCUUUUUAAAUACCCGCUACAGGAAGACAGGCAGACCCUUUUACUACCCGCUACAGGAAACGAGGAGUAGGCAGACCCUUUUACUACCCGCUACAGGAGGAGUAGGCAACCCCUUUUACUACCCGCUACAGCAGGAGUAG
Acanthosepion pharaonis is the source of this 732-nucleotide messenger RNA. The record is from the annotation of a GenBank genome assembly. NCBI's taxonomy places the organism in Eukaryota, Metazoa, Mollusca, Cephalopoda, Sepiida, Sepiidae.